GAGUGAUGAAAAGUCAUGGCCAUGAAAAGAAAUCUGAAUAAUAAUAGCGAUGGAAAAUGGAAAACAUAAUCAAGGUAAGAGACAGAACAGACAUUGAAAUGCAGAAGUGAAAUGAUGAAUAUUCCCUUGUCAAACCUGGAAUAGACGGGUAACAGACAGAGACAAGCAGCCAAGCUCAGAGGAGGUCUUAGUGAUGCACGAAUGUCACAGUGGUCGGCCUUGAUGAAGAGAAUUAUAAGCCCCUUCUUACUGUCAGCGUGCUAUGAGUUGGCAGUUGAACGGUGGCCAGCGUAUCACAAGGAUGGGGAGUGAGGCGCUCUUCCCUUGCCUCGGGGCACUGGAACAUAUGCUGACGGUGGCAGGACUCCUGGCGGUGUCCAAGAUCCUCCUGCAGCUGCUGUGGAGUGUGGGCAACGGUGUGAGGGUGCACUUCUGGUCACGGCUGUGGAAGAAGCGACUAGUGGAAGACUACGGGCGGUGGGCAGUGGUGACGGGCAGCACUGAUGGCAUCGGGAAGGAGUACGCCAAGGAGCUGGCCAGGAGGGGCGUCAACCUGGUCCUCGUCUCGCGCACCAUGGAGAAGCUGCACAAGGUCUCGGCGGAAAUUGUGCGGGAGUUCGGCGUGCAGACGGAGGUGAUACAGGCUGACUUCAGUGGCGGCCGUCCCAUCUAUGAAGACAUCGCCAAGGGCCUGCAGGGCAAGGAGAUUGGGAUCCUCGUGAACAACGUGGGGGUGUUGCUGUCUGAACCCAUGGAGUUCGGGGACGUGUCUGAGAAGGAUAUCUGGAGCCACGUCAACGUCAACGUGGCCUCGGUGCCCGCCAUGACCAAGCUGGUGCUGCCGGGCAUGCUGAAGCGAGGCCGCGGUGCAAUAGUCAACCUGUCAUCCACUGCUUCCACUGUUCCUGUCCCCUUGAGUGGCAUCUACUCUGCCACCAAGGCAUUCGUGAACUUCUUCUCCAGGGCGCUAGAGUUUGAGUACCGCAACUCCGGCAUCACCAUACAGACUCUCAUUCCUUCGUAUGUCUCCACCAACAUGACCAAGUACAGUGACCUCGUCCAUGAUCCUGGCGUGUUUGUGCCCACCGCUCAGACCUACGCCUCCAGCGCCAUAAACACCCUGGGCUACGCGCGCCACACCACGGGCUACUGGGCUCACAGUCUGCAGUCUUACAUUCUCCGAUCCCUCAAUGAGAGGCUUUUGAUGCUGAUGCUCGAGAAGUGGUAUAUAUUGCAAAAGAACUCAAUGAAGAAGAGUAAGGAGUAACAAUGCGAGGCGGUGCGCACAAGAUAGUUCCCUUCAGAUUAUUUUUGUAUUGCUCUUUUUGGACGGGCGACACACAACACCAAGAAGCUACAGACCGUUGCAUGAGUAGCCUUGACGAGAAGUGACGCCUCAUUUUCCACAGUUUCUCGUCCGCUAUUGAUGUCUGGCCACAUGAAUCAUUCGCCGAGAAUUUUUGUGACCUGUCAUGUCAAAUAUCUAUACAAUAAAUUUUUUUUAAUGAUAAUAAAUAUUUCUUCUCA
Messenger RNA from Portunus trituberculatus (swimming crab), 1527 nucleotides. RefSeq names its product inactive hydroxysteroid dehydrogenase-like protein 1. The record is from RefSeq and is a predicted model, not a curated record. Bases 263 to 1267 code for a protein of 334 amino acids. Gene Ontology annotation, cellular component: endoplasmic reticulum. Gene Ontology annotation, molecular function: oxidoreductase activity. The transcript has 7 exons. NCBI's taxonomy places the organism in Eukaryota, Metazoa, Arthropoda, Malacostraca, Decapoda, Portunidae.